GCUCUCGCACCGGGGCGGACGACACAUACGCCCAGCAGUGCCAACGGACGACUCUUCAGCACGAGACACAGGAUGCGCGCUCUGCUACCCUUGCUGGUGGCAGUGGCCCUAGCGGCGGCCGCGGUGUCGGCGCAAGGCUACGGGCCGCCUCGCAAGUCGCACAAGAAGCCGGUCAGCAGCACCACGCCCGCGCCGCUGCCCUCCAGCCCUGCCCCCGUGCAGCCUCCCAGCGAGGACGAGCUGCAGCAGAACUUGCUGCCCUCUGACUUCGGCCUCAGCAGUAACAAUGGCCGUUUCUGGUGGCAGCAGGGGGCCUUCAGUGGUGCCACCGCCUCCUCUAGUUCUGGAUCCUUAGCUGGACCAGGAUGUGGGCCGGGCUCGGCGUGCUCGCGGCCAGGGCCUGCAGGCACCACGGGCCAGUACGGCGAGUCCUCGCUGCUGCUGCCGGGGUCGCGGCCGGCCUCCGGCUGCGGCGGUGCGUCGGGCGGCGCCUGCGCACAGCCCGGCUUCCCAGGCGCCCCAGGCACGACGGGAGCGUUUGGCGAGACGGGCCUGGGAAGCUACCCGCAGCCGGGCGCUCCAGGCACCACGGGGGCGCUGGGGGAGACCAGCCUGCAGGGCAACCCCUUCCUGAGCGGUCUCCUGCCAGGGGGCGGCUCCGGAGUUGGCGGCGGCACGGUCCCCUGCAAGACCAGGAGCGGACACGCCUGCGUCCAGAAGACCCUCUGCAGCAACGGCAAGGUGCUGCCUGGCGUCAAGAUCAACACCUACACGAUCCGUGACUGUAACGCCGCAACAGAAGUUUGCUGCCAGCUCCAGACGGAAGUAUCAGGCGCAGGCACAGGUGGCACCUUCGUUGUAACAACGCCGCGACCUGGAGGUUCCACAGCGGUCCCAGGACAUGGUCUGGUACACAUUGCGCCUGGCCAGUACGGACCAAUAAGUCCAGGCUCUGGACAGCCAGGUCAACCUGGUCAACCUGGCACCCCUGGAACUCCUGGACAACCUGGGCAGCCUGGUCUUCCUGGACACACUGGUUACCAGCCUGGGCAGCCAGGACAGCCUGGACAACCAGGAAAACCUGGGCUACCAGGUCAGCCUGGGCAACCUGGAUACCCUGGUCAGCCAGGACAGCCUGGUCAGCCUGGGACACAAGGACAACCAGGACAACCGGGCCAGCCUGGAUACCCUGCACAACCUGGACAGCCAGGUUAUCCUGGACAGCCUGGACAACCUGGGCAACCUGGAAAACCAGGAUACCCUGGACAACCUGGACAACCUGGGCAGCCAGGAUACCCUGCACAACCAGGACAGCCAGGAUAUCCUGGACAGCCUGGGCAACCCGGACAGCCAGGGUACCCUGCACAACCUGGACAACCAGGAUACCCUGGGCAACCUGGACAACCUGGGCAACCUGCACAACCUGGACAACCCGGAAAACCAGGAUACCCUGGACAACCUGGACAACCAGGAUACCCUGGUCAACCUGGACAGCCUGGACAACCUGGACAACCAGGAUACCCAGCACAACCUGGACAGCCAGGAUACCCUGGACAACCUGGAAAACCAGGAUACCCUGCACAGCCUGGACAGCCAGGAUACCCUGGACAGCCUGGGCAACCUGGACAACCUGGUAAACCAGGAUACCCUGGACAGCCUGGACAACCUGGACAACCUGGACAACCAGGACAACCAGGAUACCCUGCACAACCUGGACAGCCAGGAUACCCUGGACAGCCUGGACAACCUGGGCAGCCGGGAUACCCUGCACAACCUGGACAGCCAGGAUACCCUGGACAACCUGGGAAACCAGGGUACCCUGGACAACCUGGACAGCCUGGGCAGCCAGGAUACCCUGCACAACCUGGACAACCAGGAUACCCUGGGCAACCUGGACAACCUGGACAACCUGGAAAACCAGGAUACCCUGGACAACCUGGACAACCAGGAUACCCUGGUCAACCUGGACAGCCUGGACAACCUGGACAACCAGGAUACCCUGCACAACCUGGACAGCCAGGAUACCCUGGACAACCUGGACAACCUGGAAAACCAGGAUACCCUGGACAGCCUGGACAACCUGGACAGCCAGGAUACCCUGGACAACCUGGACAACCUGGAAAACCAGGAUACCCUGGACAGCCUGGACAACCUGGACAGCCAGGAUACCCUGCACAACCUGGACAGCCAGGAUACCCUGGACAACCUGGGCAACCAGGCCAAACUGGCCAUUCUGGGUACUAUCCAGGGCAGCCUGGAAAGCCUGGGCAACCUGGGACCCCUGGCCAGCCAGGUCUGCCUGGACAACCUGGAUUACCUGGGACACCAGGGCAACCUGGGCAACCUGGACAGCCUGGCCAACCUGGCCACUCUGGAUACUACCCAGGACAGCCUGGAAAGCCUGGACAACCUGGAACACCUGGCCAGCCUGGGCAACCUGGACUUCCUGGACAGCCUGGACAACCUGGACAGCCUGGGAAACCUGGUCAGCCAGGCUACACCCCUGGUAAACCAGGCAGUGUGACCCCUGGAGGAAUCCCCACUGGGCGUCCUGGACAACCUGUUGGAGUAGCUCCUGGUCAGCCUGGCUACAUCCCUGGCCAGCCAGGCCAGUUUGGUUUCAUCACUGGCCCCACUGCUCAGCCGUCACAGCCCACCUAUGUGUAUGGUCAGCAGCCACAGCAACCUGGACAGGUUCUCGUCCCUGUCAGACCAACAGGGACCUUAAAUCGUCCCACUACUGGGUCUGGCUACUACGGAGUGCCCAUCGGUGGGUCCAUCUACGACACAGUGACGCCCGCAGGUGCCCAGAAGCCGUACACUGGUCCACUGAACACCACGCCGCACCCAGGCUGCGCUGCCGCCCUCAAGUGCGUCUCCAUCAACUACUGCACAGCUGAAGGAGUCAUGUCCAACACGCCAGUCGUACUCACUCGCGAGCAGGAGGAGAAUCGUGUACCACUUACGGAUUGCCAGGAUCCAGACACGGGCAUCAUCGGCAAGUGCUGCCGCGACCCCAACUACAAGGACCCCUGGCCUGGCGGCAUGAUGAUGAAGACUCCCCAGCCGGACGAGUGCGCGCCCCUCGGGGCCACCUGCCAGCCCAGCUACCAGUGUGGGGCAACCGCACGAGUGCAGCCCGUCAAGAACUGCAGAGUCGGCCUCGAUGGAUCGUCUGGCGUGUGUUGCCGGUUCCAGCCUAGUUCGGGCAACCCCUUCCUUCCUGGUGGUGUGUUCACUGGCAGUACCAAGAAGCCAGAAUAUGGCUAUGGACCAUCGUCUCCAUCUCCUGGCAAGCCACUAAAGACUCCAGGCUCCAACGUAAUUGUCCCUGGAGGUACCACUGCCGUUGGGUUUCCAGUCACAACGACGCCUUCUCCAUUUGGACAGCCAGGUUUCUCCACAACACCCUCCCCAGGUUCCUACAGACCUGGUUAUACCGUUACUUACCAGCCAGGGGCCUCCUCCACUCCAGGUGUGUACCAGCCUUCUGGUACUGCUGUCUACCCUGGUAGCUCGACCCCUGGUGUUUAUCAGCCAGGCUACUCCACUCCAGGAGUAUACCAACCAUCAUCUACACCAUCACCAUUCCAGCCAUCUGGCACACCUGGAUAUUCAAGCGGCACUACGCUGUCGCCUUACCAGCCAUCAUCUCAACCUGGUUACAGUACAACUCCAGCACCCUUCCAGCCUGCAGGUGGCACCAGGUUCCCCUCAGGUUCGAGACCCGGGGUAUUCCCAUCAGGCUCUACGCCAGGUGGCACUGUGUACCCUGGAUCGACCCCAUCAUCGUACCAGCCAGGUGGCGUGACUGGUUAUCCUACAGGUACCUAUGUACCAGGCAGCCAGACUGGCCAGGGAACACUGCCUGGUUUCCAAGGCCGUCAACCAUCUGGUACCAGCCUCGUAGUAGCCUACAGCAAGAUCAGCCCACCUACCUGCGGCAUUGGCACCAAACAGAGACAGGGCGUGCCGGAGAACGACGCAGCGCCCGGUGAGUUCCCGUGGGAUGUGGUCAUCUUCUCUGACGAGCUGCAGUCGGCGCUCUGUGCAGGAGUCAUCGUCACCGAGAAGGCCAUCCUCACCACCGCCCACUGUGUCGAGGGACGCGAGAGCUCUGACCUGACGGUGAAGGCGGGCCUGCAGUCGGUGGGCGGGCAGCCCGUGGCGCAGUCCCAGGUGGCCGCCACCAUCCGCCACCCCAACUUCGACCCCAACACGCAGUUCGACGACCUGGCGCUGCUGGUGCUGGCGGCGCCACUGCCGCUGGGCGCCGCUGGACGACUCUCCGCCGUCUGCCUGCCGCUCUCCAGGGCCUCCGGGCCUUCCAACGGCUGCGUCGCCAGCGGCUGGACCAAGGCCGCCAUACAAGGCAAGGUUCGUGGAGCUGACGCCACAAUGCACCGGGUGCCGGUGAACCUGAUCGAGCCGGCCACGUGCCAGGACCUGCUGAGGAAGACUUACCUCGGCAAGUACUUCGUCCUCAACAAGAGCUUCGGCUGCGCGCUGCCGGCGACCUCCACGGCCAGCUUCUGUAUGGUUGACGCAGGUUCUCCAGUGACGUGCGAAGACGCGGCGGGCCACCAGGUCCUCCGCGGACUGUACAGCUGGGACGUGGGCUGCGCCGCCCCGUCGGCGCCCGCGUCUCUGUCCUCCGUGGACACCGCGUGGAUCGAGUCGGUGCUGGCCAUUCCCACCGACGAGCUGGUGCGCCAGGAGCUCAACGAGAUCCUGCGGCGCCAGCAGCUGGAGGAGCAGCAGCAGCAACUGGACACCGAGGGCAAGCCGGGCUUCGCACAGGGCUACGGCAAGUAGGCGGACCUCGGCGCCGCGAGGCAGCGUGCGGGGGAGGGCGCUUCAGCGCUUCGUCGGUGGCCACCGCUUUCCACAGUCGAAUAGUGCAAACGGCUUCCACUACUCCUCUUCAGAGGACUCCUCAUUUAUCAUAAUACUGACUGCGAUCUGUGAUGUUUUCAUAUCUUCGCGCAAACUCAUUCAGAUGUUAUCAGUUCCAUGUUACAUUAAACCAUCGACACUGCAGCUACUGGUAGCUUGAUGCACUCAUUUGGAAAUGUAGGGGAUACUGUCGCUUUGCAAGGGUAUUGCUUGUAUGUAAUUUUUGGGACCCUCUACUUGCACGCUUGCCGAGUGUGGAUUUACACUCCAAAAGGAACGUCGGAGCGUCGAUACCUCUUGUACAGCUUCUUCGCAUUGACGCUUCAGACGUUCCCCUUUGAAAUUCCUUAAUGGAAUGGCCAGUGGACAAAGAAAGUGUGCUGUGCUUUCUUUCUAAUCCUGCCAAUUAAUUUUUUUUAAUAAAACGUUUUGUAAACACGUUUUCGUAAUUUAUUUCCAGCAGCGAUUUCAUAAAUGUUUACUAAAGUGACAAACGCUGAUGGAACAAAUUUUGCUGAGACUGACUCCUAAUGGUCUGACUACUCCCCGUGUAGGGCGAUUGCCUGAGGAGGAAUCUUUCACCUGUAAAGCAGGAAAAGGAAGCACGAAAUGAAGGUGAGAGACUAGCUACAACUGUUAGUUUGACGACGAUGUGCCGCUUGUUUCGUUUUACUGAAAGCAACAGUUAAUUACAUUUUUAUUAUAAACAAUGGCCAGUUUACAGAUUUUCUACGUAUUAUGCUACAAACUUUGUGUGUAACAACCAAACGAUAUGCUGCUGUGUGAUUCAGUCAUGUGAUUCACUUAUUUUCUAAUAAAUUUUCUGCUCAAACAAAAAUACUGCCAUAUAAAAAUCUUGAUAAUUUGUAAUGAUUUUUUGUAAAAAUGACCUGUAUUUUGCAGAGUACAUUCUAAAGUUGAUAUGAUCUGAUUUUGUUACUGUAAUGCUUAAGCAAUAUUUACAAAUAAAGUAUGCGAAACAGUAAAUAAAAUGUCCUAUAAUA
Schistocerca gregaria is the source of this 5900-nucleotide messenger RNA. Its product is annotated as collagen alpha-2(IV) chain-like. Bases 73 to 4815 code for a protein of 1580 amino acids. The transcript has 13 exons. The record is from RefSeq and is a predicted model, not a curated record. Gene Ontology annotation, biological process: proteolysis. Lineage: Eukaryota; Metazoa; Arthropoda; Insecta; Orthoptera; Acrididae. Gene Ontology annotation, molecular function: serine-type endopeptidase activity.